Messenger RNA from Microsporum canis CBS 113480, 3213 nucleotides. Its product is annotated as WD repeat protein. Gene Ontology annotation, molecular function: protein binding. Bases 1 to 3213 code for a protein of 1070 amino acids. The transcript has a single exon. Gene Ontology annotation, cellular component: TORC1 complex; TORC2 complex. Gene Ontology annotation, biological process: regulation of actin cytoskeleton organization; TOR signaling. The record is from RefSeq and is a predicted model, not a curated record. NCBI's taxonomy places the organism in Eukaryota, Fungi, Ascomycota, Eurotiomycetes, Onygenales, Arthrodermataceae.
AUGAUGGGGCUCCGGGGUAGCAAUCGCCCUACUGCUGCGAGGAAAUGCGGCAAGCCCGCUGCCCUGGCUUCAACAGACGCCGAUUCGCCCUUACGAUUCUUAUCAGACAGCGAGUCGGAUAUCGAACGCGUAAACCAAAAGGCUGGCGCUCUUCUGGACUCUUUUCUCUCCUUCAAGGAACGAAAUGACAGGACUUCUACAGAAAGUGACUCCCGAAGUUCCUCUGUGGUCCCCGCAAAACGACCUGCUGCUUCCACCGAGACGCCCGCCAAAUCUGCGACAAAUAAUAAGAGAGACCGCAUCACCCCCAGAUCACCAUGUCUGGCAAGGCCACGGUCAAACGAAUCGGUAUCAUGCAGCUCGCCACCUCCCUCCUUCCCAGUGGUGGAGAUUGUGAGUAGGGCUCGACAAGAGCUGGCAGCCGCACAGGCCAUGGAAAGGCCAUAUAAUCGACCCGGUACGAAGCUGAAGCGGGUUAAAAGGAGGAUAAAAAAGGCCUUUUCAACUUAUACGCCGACUAGCCCUUCACAAUACACGGCGUCGCGCCCUUCACGCCGAAAUCGGGGACCCCGGCGUAGUAGCCAGGGGGAAGAAGUUGAGAGAAGCGCUUCGGUUUGCGAAACGCCAGCAUCAUCUGCUCCUUUAUCUCCAGCUUUACCAUUUGAGCUCCCGAAUUGGCGGCAACGUAUAUGCCACCGCUCUCCUACUCUUACCGUGGUGAAAGAACCGCUCAGGCCUACAGCCGAAGGUGGGAAUGAGCGUGCCCCGUACCGUGUUUGGGAGGAGAGAAAUGAUUGCGAAACUCUUUGGGCGAAACACGCCAACGUCACCUCCAAAGGAGUCUUACUUCAUGCUGACUUUUGCAUGAGUGAACUGGCCGCAGUUCACUACUUUCUGACCGGUGGUGAGAAGCCAGGAGUCGACGUCUGCCUUCAAGACGAUAUCAUCCACUCCUGCCAAAUAUUGUAUCAUUGUGACGAGGUUACGAAUCUAGUUUCCAGAUUAGCGCAGCUUGUUAACGUAUACAAUGCCCUUUCAGGCUAUUCUUCUAACAUAGCAGACUUUCUCCUGAGUUGUCGAGACGGGGAAACGGCCCGCGAUAUUAAGUCCGACACACACCUGGUUAAUAUAUGCAAUUUUCUGAAGAAUACCUUUGCUGUUUCUGCCUUGGUUUUGAAUAAUGAUAUCCAUGCUCACCUCAAAGCCCUCUUACAACAAGUUGAUGAAAGAAAACUAAAGGCGUUGGCGCAAGAUAUGUCUCAGGUUAGCGUCCUAAGGCAUCGAUCCCCCGAAGAGCUGUUAGCAUUUUUCACAGAUGCAAAAGAUGGUAGACUGUCCACAUCACCUUCAGUUCUUCGAGCAUACCCGUCUCAAUCAGAUCAACAUUUACUGCGGUACGAUAUUCACAGUGUUUCAUCCCACCUUAGGGCUCGUGAGCUGGGAUAUCGAUCGUAUAGGGCGAGAUCUUCCAUACGUCAAACCCUAGCUAAAUCUGCGAGUGAAAACUGGCAACACUGCAAGUCCUGGAAAGGUGCAUCGAGCGAUGUUUUGGUGCUUGGCUGGUCUCCGGAUGGCACGCGCUUCGCGGCCGGAGCUGCUACCUACUGCCAUCCAAAUAAUAUGAUUUACAACCGGAGAAACAACUUGGUGGUAGGAGACUUGUCUACCAACAGCCUCAAAGAGCUGCCCGACCAUCAGAUUCCACGGGCUUUACUGGAUACCAGCCAGAGCAAUGACAGGAGUGGCACAUCUGAGUCCCAUCUUUAUACAUCUAUCAGCGCGGUGGCAUGGUCGAACGACGGGAAUCGCAUGUACAGUUCAAGUUAUGACCGCACCGUCAAAAUAUGGGAUACCACAAACCACCAGGAUACAAAAUGCAUUACCACUCUCCGCCACCCCGGGAAAGUGCAAGUUAUGGCUCUCUCAAGAAUUGAUAAUUGUCGAUUGGCUACAGGAUCUGAUUGCGAUAACAGCUUUUGGCUGUGGCAAGUCGAACAAGAGCACGGCCUUUCUCUCUCUACGCCGUUGGAGAUAGCUAUUCGCCACAAUAAACUCAUGAUACCAACCUCUCUGGCCUGGGGCCUAAAUUAUUACACGAAAGAUCUACUUGCAGCCGGCAUGUCUUUUACUGAUCGCGCCGACAAGCGCGGAGAUCCCCCAACAGGUGGCCAUCUUGCACUUUGGCGAAUAGAAGAAUCUGGCACUAGCCUGCUGAGCAUCACGCCUAACUCUCAAAAUGUUUUUGAUAUAUCAUGGCACCCAACUUCGGUAGUGUUUGCUGCUGGGAUAGCGGCAUGCGGCCGUUCCAAGGGCCUAGGCUCUGAUAUCCGGUCAAUGGUGAAUAUUUAUGAUCCCUUAAGGAGUAAGAGGGACAUCGUCAGCUAUGACUGUCCUGGCCUUGACAUCAAUGAUGUGUCCUUCUGCCCAUUUAACGAGAACUUCAUUACUGCAGGAUGCACGGAUGGCACUACCUAUGUGUGGGACUUUAGAAACCCUAACAAGAUUCUUCACAAGCUCCAACACGGUUUGCCAAUCAGAGAGUUGGACAGUCAGCUUACACGAGCGCAAGCGGAUACAGGAGUGCAGCUUGCGUUCUGGGGCGAUGAAUUGACCAGGUUCUACACUGGGUCUUCCGACGGCUGUGUGAAGGCUUGGAAUAUCAUGAAUGCUACCGAGGAUGUCUUCGUCAAAGACGUCGCUAAUAUCGGCCAUGAAAUUACCUCUGGAGCCUUGUCUCCAGAUAAAACGAGUAUGGUUGUUGGGGAUACCAGCGGUGGAAUCCAUGUAUUCUCAACUUCGACGCCUCCUGAUGACGACAAGGGUAUGCAAUUUGAAUAUGCGGAAGAUCAUAGAACAAAUGACCUGGACAGCGGCGUCCGAGCUGCCGAUGAACUGAUCGAAUCAGGUCAACUGGUCCGACAUGAGCAAUAUGGCCCGGGGAAAGGUCCUAAUUACAACGGGCCUUAUGCUGCCUGGGCUCGACCACCCGAUACCCCCGCCGAUCAGCUCUCUAGCACGCCGUUGACGCUGCAGGUACAGGUGCAGCAACUGGAUGGCUUGGCCGUCAACCACCGCCCCGGUCUCGACGAGGCUACUCGCAAGCAUGUCAACACUCAGAUUCAGCUUGCUAAAUUUCGAAACAAAAGAUCAUCAAGCAGCAUUCCACCAUCGCCUCUGCGGAACAACCGAAUAGCGGAGGAGGAUUCUACCUAG